This is a messenger RNA of Babesia ovata, 756 nucleotides long. RefSeq lists its product as uncharacterized. Lineage: Eukaryota; Apicomplexa; Aconoidasida; Piroplasmida; Babesiidae. The transcript has a single exon. The record is from RefSeq and is a predicted model, not a curated record. Bases 1 to 756 code for a protein of 251 amino acids.
AUGGUGUACAAUUCGUUGACCGAGGCUCCUCGCAACCUUAAGGAGUGCAUUGACUGGCUGGUGGCCCUCAAGGGAACUUCCAAAUUCAACACGCAGGCUUUAGGUUUUGCGCUUUACAAAUUUCUCGUAGACAAGCCUGUUGGUACGUUGCUUAUACCAUCUCUCGAGAAGGUUAAACGUCUUUCUAAAGAGUUCCUGGAGCACGAGGAUCUUAGGAACAGAUCGUACGUAAAAGACCUGCUCAGUAGAUUUAAGGAGCCCAUGAAUAAAGACCACUACAGGCUUCGUGCUAUGGUUUCUGAUAACACGGAAAGCGAUUAUGAGAACUUCGUAAAGUCCAGGGGUUUCACCGCUGACGACAUCGCUAGAAACGUACGUGCUAUUGUGUCUAAUUGUGAGAUUAUCUUGGAAAAUGUUAAAAACCCUGACCAGUAUAAUUCCGCAUACAGUUCGGAAGCGACAUGGGCUGCAUCGUGCUCUAAAAACCCGGAGGCUUGCGCAGUGAUCCUCGUUGGUAUUGCACCAAUGUUGUACGCAGGCAUAGAAUCUUUGAGGGAUGAGACCGAAUAUGCAAAUAGGACCGAACAGAGUGAGACGGACAAAGAUUUUAGAAAGGUAUUGAAAGCCUUAGGUUACGUAGAGCCGGAAUACCGCGAUGGCCUGAGUCGUUCAGAUGUCUGCAAAGCGGUGACGAAUAUGCAUCCACGAAUAUUGCCGACAAUCUACGACGUCGCCGGCUUCUGGGCUUUCUAUUGA